This is a messenger RNA of Linum trigynum, 1476 nucleotides long. Lineage: Eukaryota; Viridiplantae; Streptophyta; Magnoliopsida; Malpighiales; Linaceae. The record is from the annotation of a GenBank genome assembly.
AUGUACCGUUGGGCGUGUGACCGCCUUGAAGAGGAGCCGAAUUUCGAGGCCUUCCGUCUGCUCUACAAAAUCCGCGACUCGACCAACUGUUUCUCUAUCGGGAGGCGGGACGGUACCGUCGGGUUUGUUUCUGGGGCGCCCAAAUUGGAUUCUCCUUGGUACAAGGAGUACUUUUUUGCGCGCCCGUCGGCGAAGUGGUAUUCGGGAGAUCUGGAGCCGCCCACCGGUUAUGCGGUCGGUUCCAAAGAGACUUGGUGCGCCUCUGGUCAGUUUCCUCAAUCCGUGAAGGAUCAUGUGGCCCGCAUUGUGGAUGGUUUUCAACUUCGGGUGCUACACAGCGGUUCUGAGAGCGCUUAUCAACAUGUUCGCAGUUUUUAUGGUUUGAGGGAGCUUGCAAAUGCUAACCGCCCAAAGUCGAAGAAGCGGGUGGGGACAUCCGCGAAGGUCGGAGUCGAAGCUUCCGCCACAGCCGCCGUAGGGAAGACGUCGUCAGUGACCGCACCUCCUACUGUUGCGGUGACUGCUGCGCCCACGGUGGUGACGCGGGGCGCGGGUAAGAGGCCGCUCGAGGCGGGCCCUCCUCAGGUACCCGCGAAACACGCCAAGACAGGGGAACCGAGGGGUAAGGGAGUUCGGCAAUCUGAGCCGCCUCGCUCCGUGGAGAUUCCUCCUUUGGCGGCCACUGAUACUGAGGCCGCCGAGUUGGCUUUACACACUGUGAGUGAUCUGCUGGUUAUGCCUUCGGAGUAUACCGCCACUUCCCGGGGGAGCAACAGGCGGCUUGCUGGGGUGGCAUCGCAAUUUUUCUUCUCGGCACAGAUUGGGUUCUCGCAACUCAUAAUGUUGAACGAUCGCUUGUCCAAAACCGUUGAUCAGAAUGCGGUCGAGAUUGCCAAGUUGAAGAAGAGUGCGGCUGAGGGGCGCUCGGCAUUGAUAGCAGAAGUGCGAGCAGACAUAGAGCGGUCUUUCCAUGAGCGGCUGACUAAGAAGGAGCAAGAGUUGUCAUCGGAGAAGGAGAUGCGUAGGGCGGCUGAGGAGGAGCGGGAUCGUCUUCAGCGGAAACUUCUUCGAGCCGAAGAGAUCGAGAAGACCCUGCUGGAGGAACAGGAGUCUCUUCAGAAAAGGAUCGACGCGCUUAAGCAAGAAAAAACCGCCCUGGAGCAAGACCGUGAGACCGACUUGGCUGCCGCUCGGGCUGAAGCGGGACCGGCUUACUUACAAUCUCCCGAGUUUCAAGCACUCGAUCGAGAGAAGUAUAAGAAAAUCGUGGGUGAUGUAGUGGCCGCGAUUCGUCACUUAUUCCGCGACGACCAACCGGAGGCGGUUUGGGACACAGACAGAGUUUGGGACGCAAUUGGCUGCUGGACUGAUGCCGAUGUCAACUCUGAGGCUAACGAAGAGGAGGGUGAAGAGGAUAAGGAAGCGGGUGAUGCCGAGGGAGGCGACCCUGGUAGUGAGCGGUCACCUAGUGUUUGA